GAAUAAAAAUACAGAUUCAUCAUGAACAUAACAAACAUAUUAAAAGAAUUAAGCACACAUUUCAUUAGUCUUACAGACCGUGGACUCCUAUAUGGACCACAAGGUAAAAUGUUGCUAAGAAACCUUGAACAACAUUGGUUUUUACAUUGCGUCACAAUGUCGCCUUAUAAUAUAUUCUUAUCGGAUGAAAUUAUUAAUACAUAUGAUUUUAUCGCAAAAACUGCAACUAGCAAUAUGCCAUUUGGAUUAGCCAAAGUGAAAAGUUCAAAAGACAAUUGGAAUCGGGAUAUAUCAACUACACUCAUAUUAAACUUGCAUAAAACAGCCGAAGUAGCUAUUUUUAACAACGAUACUGAAACCAAAGAUUUAUUUCACAAGUUACAAAAAAAUCGUAAAACUUGGUGGCGCAGAUUGGCUCAAUGUCCUUCUCGAUUCAACUUAACAGAGGCAAAGAAAGUAAAAAAUAACGAACUAAUAGAUAUCGAAGCACAGUUUCCAUUUGGCAAUGUUAUCGUGGAAAGAAUAACUUACUAUACUGAUGUUCAAAAGUUAUUUUCACAGAUUGAUGAUAAAAAAAACUUUUCCCAUCAACAAAUGAUUGAACAUACGGUAUCUUUAGACUGGGGCUGUUUAGCACUACUUUGCGAUGCUUAUGACUUAAGUAAAAAAACUAGGAUGCAAAUUCAUUCCAAACUAGCACCACAUAAAGUUGCAUUUCGUAUAAAAAGACCAAGUGAUAAGGCGAAUGUUCAAAAUGAUGAUUUAAAUCGCUUUGUACUUUAUUUAAAUAAUAUGCUAAAAACAAAAGGUCUGAAUACUAUAUUAACCACCUCUGAGCAAAUUAUAGACACGUGCUUGGUUCCUUUUAUAGUUUUAGUUGAUACGACUAGUCUUGAAAAUGGCAUUAUAAGUGUAAUGGACAGAUCGACGACUCUCAGUGAAACCGUUCAUGUAACCGAUUUAGUAAAGUAUAUAAGUAUGCGUUGUUAACCAAUUGAUAUGGUUCAAUUUCAUUUGAAUAAAAUUGUUGUAUCAAAUGUCUAAAAUA
Molecule: messenger RNA, 1048 nt
Organism: Megachile rotundata (alfalfa leafcutting bee)
Lineage: Eukaryota; Metazoa; Arthropoda; Insecta; Hymenoptera; Megachilidae
Gene: DNApol-gamma35
Product: DNA polymerase subunit gamma-2, mitochondrial
Source: RefSeq, a predicted model, not a curated record